Galeopterus variegatus (Sunda flying lemur) is the source of this 1150-nucleotide messenger RNA. It is a transcript of the gene METTL16, whose product is annotated as methyltransferase like 16. The record is from RefSeq and is a predicted model, not a curated record. Gene Ontology annotation, biological process: rRNA base methylation. Gene Ontology annotation, molecular function: 23S rRNA (adenine(1618)-N(6))-methyltransferase activity. Bases 1 to 972 code for a protein of 323 amino acids. Gene Ontology annotation, cellular component: nucleus. Lineage: Eukaryota; Metazoa; Chordata; Mammalia; Dermoptera; Cynocephalidae. The transcript has 5 exons.
AUGAACUCUCCCAAGUGGUAUAGCUGUAUGCUGGGGAAGAAAUGCAGCCUCGCUCCUCUGAAGGAAGAGCUUCGCAUACAAGGGGUUCCUAAAGUCACCUACACUGAAUUCUGUCAAGGUCGGACAAUGAGAUGGGCUUUAGCUUGGAGUUUUUAUGAUGACGUAAUAGUACCAUCACCACCAAGUAAGCGAAGAAAAUUAGAGAAGCCAAGGAAACCCAUCACAUUUGUAGUGUUGGCGUCUGUGAUGAAGGAAUUGUCCCUGAAAGCCUCAUCUCUGGGCUCUGACACACUGGAAGGCAUAGUGGUUGUGACGACAUGGAUAGAAAGAAUUCUCACUGAUCUGAAGGUCCAGCAUAAACGAGUUCCCUGUGGAAAGGAGGAGGUUAGCCUUUUCCUAACAGCCAUCGAAAACUCCUGGAUUCAUUUAAGGAGAAAGAAAAGAGAGCGAGUGAGACAACUGAGGGAAGUUCCUCGAGCACCCGAGGACGUCAUCCAAGCCUUGGAAGAGAAAAUGGCCACGCCCAAAGAGUCUGGCACUAGCCAGGAUUUGGCCAAGGGCCCCCGGGAGAGUACCCUGUGUGGGCCUGCUCUGCAGGAAGGCGAGUCUGUCACUGUUGAGGGCCAUUGCCCAAACCAGGAGUCACUCUCCCAAGAAGAAAGCCCAGAACCCAUGGAGGAUGAAAGGAGUGAGGAAAAGGAAGGGGUAGAGAUUCUGGAAAGUUGUAAAGGCUCUAGCAAUGGAGCCCAGGACCAAGAGGCUUUUGAGCAGUUCAGCAACCCAGUGGCUGAAAAGGGGAAACGUCUCCAGGAAGUGGCCGGACAUUAUCUAUUUAAGUGUUUGAUAAACGUCAAGAAGGAGGUGGAUGAUGCCUUAGUUGAAAUGCACUGGGUUGAAGGCCAAAACAGGGAUUUGAUGAACCAGCUUUGUACCUAUAUACGUAACCAAAUUUUCAGGCUUGUUGCUAGUUAACUGCAAACUUCUGGCCAAGUUCUCUGUAAAGCAGCUUGCUUUGGAGUGGCCUGUGGAGUAACGAGGAAUUCUACCAUUGGCCCAUUAGGAGCAUUAUGUGAAAUUAUCUUAAAAAGCAGAAACCAAUUAAUCCAUUUGUAAAUCCACCUUCCUCCCCGCUUUUUUUUUUUUUUUUUUU